GGUAAAGGAAGAGUCUGGUGACUUCGUUUCCCAGCGAAGGGAAAACUGAAAAUCUGACUUGCGAUUGUCUAGUUUUGUAAUCGGAAAGUUGCGAUCCGGUUGACGGUGAAGUAAUCGAUUAGCGGCCUAAAUCUGUCGAAGAGUCUUUCUAGAAGUUGAUUUUAACCCUAUUGACAGGUAUGGUGCUAAACCAGUUAGUAGCUAGAGAGAUCAUUAGCUUCAAUAGUUGUUUACAAUUCAAGUAUUGUGAAAGCACCACACCAAAAGUUUAUAAUUACUGAAUUUAGAAGUUGCAGUCUUCCAGCGAGAGAUAGAUACUUUGUAGUCCAGGCGCCUAUUUUUGAUCUAAUGGCUUUGCAUAAGCAAAAUAUGUUCAAUGAUUCAAUCUCGAGUCAUCUUAACCCGAGAUAAGACAUCAUUUAUAGCUUUCGAUGUUAUCGAUUCAACAAUGUCUUAAAUUAUUUAUCUUGUCCAUGUUGGUAGGGUUUUGUUCAUUUUUAACGCAAGAAAGUCCAUUCAUAAAAAACAAAAAAAAAUGUACCAAGAAAAUCUUCAUAAGCACCGGCCAAAAAGGAAAAACAAAUAGUUGAAAAGUCUUGAGAAUUAUUUGAAGAGUUCUGACUUGUGAAACAAACGAGUUAUCUUGACAAAAUAAGAUUUGUGAUUAAGUCAAUAGAUAGGAAACUUCCUCAACUCCGAAAACUCCGGGAAACUAUGGUGAUAUUGCUAAGAAACGGUGAGACCUUACUUCUCCUCUGUUUUUCUUUUCACAAUCUCAAUGACUAAUCUCUUAAGUCUUUGUUCUUCUUGAAAUUAGUUUCCUCCCUCUCUGUUCUAUGGCUCUAUGUUCUUGGAAUUAGCUUCGUCCUCUUCUCUCUCUAUGGCUCAAUGUUAUUCUUGAAAAUAGUUUCAUCCCCUCUCUCUCUAUGGCUCUAUCUUCUUUUUCUUCUUCUUCUUCUUCUUCUCGCAAAUGGGAAAAUGACCUCUUCCUGAGCUUCAGCGGAGAAGACAUCCGCAAAAGCUUCCUCAGUCACUUUUAUAAGGAGCUUGAUCGGAAACCGAUCCUUGUUUUCAAAGACAACGAGAUCAAGAGAGGCAUAUCCCUCGGUCCCAAGCUAAAACGGGCGAUUAGGGAUUCAAGAAUUGCAGUCGUUAUCUUUUCCAGAAAGUAUGCCUCUUCAAGCUGGUGUCUUAACGAGUUGCUGGAAAUUGUGAGAUGCAAGAAAGAGUUUAGUCAAGUGGUGAUUCCCAUUUUCUUCCAUUUGGAUCCUACCCAUGUAAGGAAACAGACCGGAGUCUUUGGAAUGAAUUUUGAAAAAACUUGCCACAACAAAACAGAGAAAAUGAAGAUUCGAUUGAGAAGAGCUUUGACCGAAGUAGCUAAUAUCACCGGGUAUCAUUCUUCUGUGACAUGCAAAAACGAAGCAAAAAUGAUUGAGGCCAUCAUCGCUGAUGUUUUGGGUGAACUAGCUUUAACGCCAUCAAAGGAUUACGAGGACUUUGUCGGCAUCGAAACUCAUAUCGCAAAAAUGAACUUUUUGUUGCAUUUGGAAGCGAAGGAGGUGAGGAUGGUUGGGAUAUGUGGUCCCUCCGGAAUUGGUAAGACUUCCAUUGCAAGAGUUCUAUUCAACCGACUCUCCCGUCGCUUCAGAUGUAAUGUUUUCAUUGAUAGGGCUUUUCUGUCUAAGAGUAUGGAACAUUAUAGUGGAGCCAAUCUGGGCGACUAUAACAUGAAGUUGCAUUUACAAGGAAUUUUUCUUUCGGAAAUUUUGGGGAAAAGAGACAUUAAAAUAUGUCAUUUAGGUGCAGUGGGAGAGAGGCUAAAGAACCACAAAGUUCUUAUCUUUAUAGAUGAUUUGGAGUAUCAAGUCGUCUUAGAUACCUUGGCAGGUCACACUGAUUGGUUUGGAUGUGGGAGUAGAGUCGUUGUGAUUACAAAAUAUAAGCAUCUCCUGAAAGCCCACGGGAUUGGUCGUAUCUAUGAAGUUCCUCUCCCAUCUAAUCCUCUUUCCCUUCAAAUAUUAUGUCAAUAUGCCUUUAGGCAAAACCAUCCACCUGAUGGUUUUAUGGAGCUUGCUUCCGAAACUUCAUUGCGUGCGGGUAAUCUUCCAUUGGUUCUUAAUGUUUUGGGUUCGCAUUUGCGGAGUAGAGACAAAAAAUACUGGAUGGAUAUGUUGUUGAGGUUUGGAAAAGGUCAACAUGGUAACAUUGAGGAGACACUAAAGUUGAGCUACAAUGGGUUAAAUAAAAACGAUGAAGCAAUAUUUCGUCACAUUGCAUGUUUCUUCAAUGGUGAGGAAGUCGAUGAUAUCAAGUCACUACUAGCAGAUAGUGACUUGGAUGUUAAUAUGGGGAUUAAAAACCUAGUUGAUAAAUCCCUUAUCAAAGAAACGUGCAAUACCGUGGAGAUGCACUCUUUGAUACAAGAAAUAGGCAAGGAGAUUAACCGUACACAGUCUAGUGAGCCUGGAGAAAGAGAAUUCAUUGUGGAUUCGAAAGAUGUUUUCACUAUACUUGAAGAUAACACUGGUACUGAAAACGUUUUAGGUAUAUCAUUGGAUAUAGAUGAGACUGAUGAACUGCAUAUUCAUGAGAGUGCCUUCAAAGAGAUGCGUAAUCUUCAAUUUCUAAGGAUUUCUACCAAGGAGAACAAAGAAGUUAGAUUGAACUUACCAGAAGACUUCGAUUAUUUACCACCUAAGCUCAGAUUACUGAGUUGGAGAGGUUACCCGCUUAGAUCUAUGCCAUCUACAUUUUGUCCUCAAUCCCUUGUUAAGCUCGAAAUGAGGUACAGCUAUUUCGAGAUGCUGUGGGAUGGAGUUCAACCACUUACUACGCUCAAGAAGAUGGAUUUGUGGGGAUCCAAAAACCUGAAAGAAAUCCCUGAUCUUUCAAUGGCCACAAAUCUCGAGACACUUAAUUUAGGGGCUUGCUCGAGUUUGGUGGAGCUUCAUUCCUCUGUGCAGUAUCUCAAUAAACUGAAGAGAUUGAACUUGUCAUAUUGCGAAAAUCUGGAGACUCUUCCUACCAACUUCAACCUCCAAGCUCUGGACUGCCUCAAUCUCUUUGGAUGCUCAAGCAUAAAGAGCUUUCCUGAUAUCUCAACCAACAUCUCAUAUCUCAAUCUAAGUCAAACCAGGAUUGAAGAGGUUCCUUGGUGGAUCGAGAACUUCACUGAGCUGAGGACGAUAUAUAUGUGGAAUUGCGAUAAAUUGGAGUAUGUAACCCUAAACAUUUCCAAACUCAAACAUCUUGCGAUCGUUGACUUUUCAGACUGCGGGGCAUUGAAAGUAGCUAGCUUGAAUGAUAGUCCAAUAACGGUGGAAAUGGCAGACAAUAUUCACUCGAAGUUACCAUUCUAUGUCGAGGUUUCCUCUUCUCUUCCAUAUGAUCAUUUCCCAAGAGUCGAGCUCGAUUUCCUCAACUGCUUCAAGUUGGAUCAAGAAGCUCUUCUUCAGCAACAAUCAGUUUUCAAGAGACUAAUCUUGCCAGCUGAUCAAGAAGUGCCUUCGUAUUUCACUCACCGUACUACUGGGACCUCUAUGACCAAUAUCCCUCUACUUCAGACAUCUCUCUCUCAACCAUUCUUCAGGUUUUUGGCUUGCGCGGUGGUAGAUUCUGAAAUUAUUUCCAUAGAUCAUAUUUCAUUUCUCAUCGAGGUAAAUUGUCAGUUCAUAGACGGACUUAGGAACCACUUUGGUUCUGCUUAUUGGCCUAUGUACUUCGCGGCAGCACCGUUGGGUAGUCAUCUUGUUAUAUUCAACUGUAGCUUACCUCUAAACGGUGACUAUGCUUAUCUAGCUAAACGUCACUACGAUCACGUGGAUAUACAGUUUCGUCUCACUGAUGACUACUCUCAGAUCAAAUUAAAAGGAUGUGGUAUAAGACUCUAUUAGGAUUGAACUCCACCUCCGGAUAUUCUUGCACAUGUUUGUGAAGCCUAUGAAAUCAACAGAGUCAGUGAAACUUCAGGUCAAGUGUGUAGAGACAGAGAAGAAGAAGCAAAUCAAGUUUUUGUAGAGUAUGUGAAGGGACUAAUCAAGAAGCGAGAUGAUGAUUGAUGACAGUGAAUCUGGAGACUCUGUUAGGGUUCUAGGUGGAAACAUCCAAUGCAAUGUAAAAGGACUUCAUGUGAAGAGACUGCACAAAAUGUAACAACGAAGAAGAGUGAAGCGAUUGUGGAGAAGCCCUUAAAAUUUAAGAGUUGUUUUCUGUAUUUUUCCAUUUUUUUAGUUAUUGAAAUUUUUUGGAUUUAAUCUUGUUUUGUUUUAUUUUGGAUUGAGUGAUUGGUUUUAAAACUAUAGGUUUCUGGAUUUUAAGAUGAUUGAUACAGAAUCAGGUUCUAUCUCCUAA
Molecule: messenger RNA, 4353 nt
Organism: Arabidopsis lyrata subsp. lyrata
Lineage: Eukaryota; Viridiplantae; Streptophyta; Magnoliopsida; Brassicales; Brassicaceae
Product: disease resistance protein RPS6
Exons: 6
Coding region: 927-3896 (989 amino acids)
Biological process (GO): defense response; signal transduction
Molecular function (GO): ADP binding
Source: RefSeq, a predicted model, not a curated record